AAACCUCCUCCUUCCACUAAAAUUCAGAUGAUGUGGGUAUUAGAGCGUGAAAUCCACCCGCCCUCAACCAACAUAUGAACAUAGUAUUUCCCUUUCUUUUACCAAAAACCUUUUUCCUAUUUUCUCAUCUAAAAGUUUUCAGACUUCCGCCCCUCUUUAUGCUUGCCGUUUCCAGAGAGCCAGCCGUUGAGAAAUAUUGUUUCUUUACAAUGACUUUAUCCCCUGAAACGUUACUUGUCGUAUUGGCAAUUGCAAUGUGUUCCCUUCUGCUCCUUUUCUCAAUUGCAGUCGUCAUAGUAUUUCAUUGCUGUAAAGUUGAAUCACUUCAUAAUUUACCGCACGCAGUACUCGAGAGAACUCGGCAUUCAGUAAACUGGGCUCGUCAUUCAGUGUUUAGUCAUUCUCAAUGUGAUGAUUUUGAUGAAGAAAUGUGUGGAGACACGUUGCAUCGACAGUUCUUACAGCCUCCGCCGACUGCUGUAUGAAAUAAAUUAUUUGCACGGGAUGCUCGAGUUGUGUUCAAAAUUCUACAUGGUAUGUCACAAAAACAAUCAAAAAUUUAAAUGUAUAUCUUUAAUUUUUUCUUGACAUUUUUCCUCAUCGCCUUAUUAUUUACUUUUCAUUGAUUAAUUUAUGUUCAAAACUGAUACGGUACAAAUAAUAUUUUCCGCAAUAGAA
Messenger RNA from Caenorhabditis elegans, 678 nucleotides. It is a transcript of the gene M110.8, whose product is annotated as Protein ORF59. NCBI's taxonomy places the organism in Eukaryota, Metazoa, Nematoda, Chromadorea, Rhabditida, Rhabditidae. The transcript has 3 exons. The record is from RefSeq and is marked reviewed. Bases 210 to 485 code for a protein of 91 amino acids.